Messenger RNA from Mus pahari (shrew mouse), 2257 nucleotides. Its product is annotated as gamma-aminobutyric acid receptor subunit rho-1. Gene Ontology annotation, biological process: nervous system process; signal transduction; regulation of membrane potential. The record is from RefSeq and is a predicted model, not a curated record. The transcript has 10 exons. Gene Ontology annotation, molecular function: GABA-A receptor activity; neurotransmitter receptor activity; extracellular ligand-gated monoatomic ion channel activity. Lineage: Eukaryota; Metazoa; Chordata; Mammalia; Rodentia; Muridae. The coding region runs from base 99 to 1541 and encodes 480 amino acids. Gene Ontology annotation, cellular component: synapse; GABA-A receptor complex; membrane.
AACAAACACAGCAAUGAUGCCUUAAGAGAGGGCGGACGGCAGCUCCUCACCGGCUCCUUCUCACGGCUUCUCGGGAGAACUGUUUGAUUUGGGAAUCUAUGUUGGCUGUCCAGAAUAUGAAAUUUGGCAUAUUCCUUUUGUGGUGGGGAUGGGUUCUGGCUGCUGAGAGCACUGUGCACUGGCCAGGGAGAGAAGUUCGUGAGCCAUCUAGGAAAGGCAGCAGACCUCAGAGACAGAGACGAGGAGCACACGACGAUGCCCACAAGCAAGGCAGCCCAAUUCUGAAACGAAGCUCUGACAUAACCAAGUCUCCUCUCACCAAGUCCGAACAGCUGCUGAGGAUAGACGACCAUGAUUUCAGCAUGAGACCUGGCUUUGGAGGCCCGGCCAUUCCUGUAGGCGUGGAUGUGCAGGUGGAGAGCCUGGACAGCAUCUCGGAGGUGGACAUGGACUUCACCAUGACCCUAUAUUUGAGGCACUACUGGAAGGACGAGAGGCUGUCUUUCCCCAGCUCCAACAACCUCAGCAUGACCUUUGAUGGCCGACUUGUAAAGAAGAUCUGGGUUCCUGACAUGUUCUUUGUGCACUCCAAACGCUCCUUCAUCCACGACACCACCACAGACAAUGUCAUGCUGCGCGUCCAGCCGGACGGCAAAGUACUCUACAGCCUCAGAGUUACAGUGACCGCGAUGUGCAACAUGGACUUCAGCAGGUUUCCCCUGGACACACAGACCUGCUCCCUGGAAAUCGAAAGCUACGCUUAUACAGAAGACGACCUAAUGCUGUACUGGAAAAAAGGCAACGACUCCUUAAAGACAGAUGAGAGGAUCUCCCUCUCUCAGUUCCUCAUUCAAGAGUUCCACACCACCACAAAACUAGCCUUCUACAGCAGUACAGGCUGGUACAACCGUCUAUACAUCAACUUCACUCUGCGUCGUCACAUCUUCUUCUUCUUGCUCCAAACCUACUUCCCUGCCACCCUCAUGGUCAUGUUGUCCUGGGUGUCCUUCUGGAUCGACCGCAGAGCUGUGCCUGCCAGAGUCCCCUUAGGCAUCACCACGGUGCUGACCAUGUCCACCAUCAUCACGGGCGUGAACGCCUCCAUGCCCCGAGUGUCCUACAUCAAAGCCGUGGACAUCUACCUCUGGGUCAGCUUUGUGUUCGUCUUCCUCUCUGUGCUGGAGUACGCAGCUGUCAACUACCUGACCACAGUGCAGGAGCGGAAGGAACGGAAGCUUCGGGAGAAGAUCUCCUGCACCUGUGGGCUGCCCCAGCCUCGAGGGGUGAUGCUGGACAGCAGCUACAGUGACGGAGAGGUGAACGACCUGGGUGGCUACGUGCCUGAGAACGGAGAGAAACCGGACCGGAUGAUGGUGCAGCUGACCCUGGCCUCUGAGAGGGGCUCUCCACAGAGGAAGAGCCAGAGAGGCAGCUAUGUGAGCAUGAGGAUCAACACUCACGCCAUUGAUAAAUACUCAAGGAUCAUUUUCCCAGCCGCUUACAUUUUAUUCAAUCUGAUCUACUGGUCAAUUUUCUCUUAGACGCCUGUAAUUGUGUGCGUCUCAGCACGCACUACCAAAGUUGCUGUGAGAUGAAAAUUAGGGUUUAAAGCCAUCUCGGCACCUACCUGGGCUUUCACUGUCCCCUCUUCAGCUAUCCAAAGCUGCACUGACAAUACACCUCUUUUUGCACUUAUUAAGUAUCAGUUCUCUAUCUAGCAUUAUACUAGGUGUUACAGGAAGUUGCCAUGAUAGUUCCUGACAUUAGCUGCUGCCAGAUUCAGGAAGAGCACAGAGGCCACAUGUGGACAUGUUGCAAUUCAGGAGCCCCCGACGCUGUUCGCAUUGAGGGGUUUCUUCAUCGGUGGACUGUGUUCUUUAGGUAGAUCUGGGAGGUACCUAAAUAAAACUCAUUUGCAUUGAGCCCACAGGCACAUAAACCCCUUCUGAUGACAGGCCAGGCUUCAGUGUCCCUGCACCUGCUCCGCAUCCCCUGUACUUAAUGAAAGGCAGUGGUGCUCAUAGGGCCUCCUUUUUUACAAGCUGUGUGAUUCUCUCCUUAUAAGGAACGCUCUUUAGAUUGUUGCGAUUUCCCUAGCAGAGAAACUCUGGAGAUAUGGACGCAUGUAUCAUUUCGUCUGUCUUGUGGAGGUGACGAACCUGGAGAACCCUGUUCCUUUCCCUGUCCUCUAGUCACUGUUGCCUGCCUCUCCAUCACGGAGUGGGUGCUUUCUUCAAAAUAAAGUCUUUUCUCAGUA